This is a messenger RNA of Punctularia strigosozonata HHB-11173 SS5, 1368 nucleotides long. RefSeq lists its product as uncharacterized. The transcript has 3 exons. The coding region runs from base 1 to 1368 and encodes 455 amino acids. Lineage: Eukaryota; Fungi; Basidiomycota; Agaricomycetes; Corticiales; Punctulariaceae. The record is from RefSeq and is a predicted model, not a curated record.
AUGCCGACCACUACUGUCCACGUAAUUCCCAUCGGACGUCUCGAUGCGGCCAACCCCACGAACAAUAUCAUCUCGAACAACGGCUGGCUUGUGGACACUCCUUUAAACGUCGCCAACUUGGAAAAAGCGUGGUGUCGAUUGAAUCAUGUUUGGCCCAUUUUAUCGUCCAGGCUCAAGAAGAACGCUCGCACUGGCGACCUGGAGUUUCAUGUGCCCGAGCAGUCCGCGAUCGUCGCAGGGAGUGGCUUCACGACAUGUACCGUGCUCGGACCGGUGUCGACCCAUUUCCAAUACCCGAAGCCCACGGAAACAAUCUCAUGCGUAUCUCUCGAUAUUCCGCAUCACUUCUACUCUCAUCCCUCUCGCUGUUCCGCCGACGCGCUACUGAACAAGGAUGCGCCCGUCGCGGCCCUUCAUGUAACCUGCUUCGAUGACGCGACGAUCGUCGGGCUCUCCGUCUCACACGCGCUCGUGGACGGCUCGGGGACGCAGGCGAUUAUAUUGGCCCUUCUCAGCCUCAUCAAGGGCGAAGAAGUCGAACCGCUAUCCACGCACGACGCAUUCGAGACCUACCAAACCGCCAAAAAUGUUUCUCCUCCAGACGGUUUCAGGAUUUUCAGCCUCUGGCAGCUUAUCCUUCUUGUAUUGGCUACGCUGAGUGACUGGAUACGGUCGCCGAGGGGCGGGUUUCGUGUGUUGUAUUUCCCAGCCAAGGAAGUCGAGCGUAUCAAGUUGCAGGCGAUGGCCGACAUCUCCGCGAAAGAGGGCCUGGAGAACGGGGAGUGGAUAAGCACUAGCGACGCUAUAGUGGCUUUUUUGCUCAAGUGUAUGUAUGCUUCCGAGAAGAGGCAUAAACCGCUCGGCGUCGCGUAUCUGGCCAACGUCCGCAAGCACUUCGCGUCUAUCAUCCCGCCGACUUACCUACGCAACGCGAACGUCGGCAUCUCGAUCGCCAUCCCGGACGCGUCCGCGGUGGCGACCACAUCGCUCGGCUCGCUGGCGCUCAUCGUCCGGCGAUCGCUCCUGGCACAGACGCAGCCCGCGGCUCUGGACCACUACGUCCAGUGGCGCAUCGCUAACCCGAAGCAGAUGCCGAUGUUCAUGCAGCCCGGCGGACUCUGGGCCGCGUUCACCAACUGGCGCGAGAUGGGCUUCAUGUCGAUCGACUGGACCCCGGCCGCGCUCGACGCGGGCGCGACGAAAAAAGCGACGUGCCUCUACCUGCACUCGUUCGGGUACGCGCCGCUGAACCUUCGGAACGCGUUCGUGAUCGGGCCCGAUGACCCCUCCGGCGGGCUGUGGGCGCUCGGAAGCUUGUCGAACGCGCUGUGGAAAGACCAGAACGGCUUUGGGCAAUAUUGGCGGUAA